UUGAUAGCCAUUUUGAAGAGCCUUUUGUUGGUGUUUUGUGAAUGUUUUUAAUAAAAUUUCACAAUAUUUAAACAUUAUUAGUGAUAAAUCAUAGAAAACAAAAUAUUAUAAACUUAUAUCAUUUCAUCAAUGCGUGUAUUUUGAUUGUGUUGUUUGUUUGGUCAACGCAUUGUGAAAAAAAGGAACCGGAAAGAAACUUGUCGCAUUAUGUUCUUAUUUUAACGUUUGGGAACUUAAAUAGUUUUGUAACAGUGUAAAGUGUCAGUUUGUUAAUUUAGUGUGAUUGAUGUUGGAGAAAGGAUUAUUUACGUCGCGUGUAUUUGUUCACUACGUAAAUUUAGAUUGCCACAAGAUGGCGGCCAUCGUAUGCCCGCUCUGCCAAAACCCGCUUGUGAGGCCCGAUGUGUCAUCGAUAGGCGAGCGCUUUGCGGAUAUGCUGUAAAUUAGCGUCUCGCGUCGCGGCUGACCACCGCGGCAGCUUUCGGCGAGGUUCCAUUCUGUAAAAUGGAAUUUCGCUCGAGGCGCCAAAAUAUGAUGGGUGUUGACACAUCUCGUUCAGCAAAACCGUACCGUUACUUAGACGGCUCUAAGAAAUAAUAUUUGACAAAGAUGACCGAUCCGGACGAAGUAGGGAAAGACGAGUGGAAGCGAUGGAUACUCGAGGCGAUACAUAAGAUACGGUCUCAGAAACAGAGGCCGAGUGUGGAGCGAAUAUGUCAUGCAAUAAGACAACACCACAACUAUCACGAGGAUGUGGUGUCUGAACGCCUGGAGCGGGCAGUAAAAGAGGGCACCGUUUUGAAGGUGUACAAUAAGGGACAAAGCUCGUACAAGGACCCAGGCGGGUUGCAAAGCAGGAUAUUAAGAAUCGCGCCCGAUGUGGACGUUUCGCGGGCAGUGGCUAAAGCUGUGCGGGAGUUAGGGGAGAGGGACGGCUCGAGUCUUAAGAGUAUCGAGAGAUAUCUACGACAAGCUUACCAGCUGACAGCGGACUCUGGUACAGACGUGAGGACUGUCCUGCGUGCAGCGGCGAAGCGCGCCGUCGCACGGGGACUGGUUACUCACCAUGCCGGGAACUACAGGGCCACAGAGAGGCCCUUGACUUCAACAGACCGUCCUCAUAAGCAACGAAUAAAGUCCUUUCCUGAUACUCCAGAUAAGAAGCAAAGUCAUGGUGGAGUGCCAGUAUGCACCGAGUGUCUCGGCACGGAUGUGAGGAAUCGCCUGGGGGCCGCAGAGGAUUUGAUCUGCUGCUACCAGUGCAAGUCCUAUGCACAUCCCACCUGCCUUGAUCUACUCGACCAUGUCAGCUUACCUGUGGUGAAGAGCGUGCGGUGGUCGUGCGGCGAGUGCGCGCGGUGCGCGGCGUGCGGCGCGCGCGGCCAGUGGGCGGCGCGGUGCGGGGCGUGCGCGCGACAUGCACACCCGCGCUGUCGCCCGCCCCCCUGCCGCUGCCGGCCUCCGCCUACGCCAGACAACAGAUCGACGAUGAGUGGUACGCCGAAGAAGCGGAAGCAGAAAGCGGCGCUGCGGCGGAUCGAGUCGGAGGACGAGCCAUCGGACGGUAAUGAAUCGCCGGCGUACGCCCGCCUCCCGCCCGAACAGAGAAUGUCGAAGGAGAAACAAAAGUUUUUCAGAUUCUCAGCGUUUAAUCUCGUCAAGCGUCGCCGUUGCAGGGGCUCCUCCAGCGAGUGGGAGGGCUGGGAGGGCCGCUCGCGUUGGGGAGGGGUCAGGGUCACCCGGGUGCAGCGCGUCGAGCUCCACUUGGAGCGGCGGGGCGAAACUCCAUCCGACGCCGAUGAGUCCUCCACAGACUCGGAGCCCCCGGAGCCGCCGCUCCUGCACACCUUGCAGGCCUACGUACCUCCGGUUCCACCUCCGAAGCCACACGUUCCGACGAUUUUUGAGCGCCUAGCUACGGAUACGGGACCGGGCGGAGUCUGGGGAUUUGCCGCCGAAGCUCAGAAGCAACGCGACAACGCUGUACCCUCGACCAGCCCCCGCGAGAACACGAUGCCCUCGCCGCGACUCAAUGUACCUCCCGAAGAACCUAAGCCGGCCGCAAACGUCACGGAUCGUCGUCGGCGCAGCAGAUGCGGCGACAGAUUGCUGACUACCCUUUUCGACGGCCUCUCUGAGUUUUACUCUGUCCGCACCGCCUCUCGCUCACAAUCGCGACAUCGUACCGAAAGGAGCAAGGAUACUGAAGACCGACAGGUUCUCAAAGAGACAAGAAGUACGUUCAAACGCUAUCAAGCGACGCUCAGACGUGAGCAGCCCGAGACUCGGAGGAGUCCAUCGAGGCCGAGGAAGAGUCCCGAGAGGGCGGCGAGCCCCCGCGAGGUGGCUGGUCUGUCAGAGGUGUGCGGCGUGGGCGACGUGGGCGAUGUGGGAGGCGCGAGGGGAGUGAGCGCGUCGCAGCUGGUGCGGUGCGCGGCGAUGAGCAAAGAGUGCCUAUCGGCGGCGGAGGCCGACAAACUGUACCGCGGGCUCGCGAUGGCGACUCGGCCAGCGGGCGGAGACCGGCCGGCCACCAAUCAGACGGAUGGCAUGCGGCUGCCGGCCGGUGUGACGGAGGCGGACGCGGAGUUGUUCGCGCAGGCCCGGCUGAGCGCGGGCACCGCCCCCGGUGUGGAGGUGGAGCCUGCGCCCCCGCCCGCCACGCCCCACACGCCCCACACGCCCCACACGCCCCACACGCCCCACACGCCCGGCGCCGUGCCCCACACGCCCCACGCGCCCCCCGCCCCGCGCUGCCCCUCCGCCAUAGAGUUCGGCCAGUGGGAGAUUGAGACAUGGUACUCCAGUCCCUUCCCACAAGAGUAUGCGAGAUUACCCAAACUAUUUCUCUGCGAGUUCUGCUUGAAGUAUGCGAAGAGUCGCGCGGUGCUGAUGCGGCACCUCGACAAGUGCCUGUGGCGACACCCGCCCGCCACUGAGAUCUACCGCUGCGGGGACAUAUCCGUUUUCGAAGUAGACGGCAACGCCAACAAAAUCUACUGUCAGAACCUCUGUCUGCUCGCCAAACUGUUUCUAGACCAUAAGACGCUCUACUACGACGUGGAACCAUUUUUGUUCUACGUCCUGACAAAGAACGACAGCAAAGGUUGCCAUUUGGUUGGCUAUUUUUCUAAGGAGAAGCAUUGUCAGCAGAAAUACAAUGUGUCCUGUAUUAUGACGAUGCCGCAAUAUCAGCGGCAGGGCUACGGGAGAUUCCUCAUCCAUUUUAGUUAUUUACUAUCGAAAGAAGAAGGACAACCGGGUACACCGGAAAAACCGUUGUCGGAUUUAGGAAGAGUCUCCUAUCAUGCAUAUUGGAAGUCUGUAAUUCUUGAAUAUCUGUACGAUCACAGAGACAAGUCGUUCACUUUCGAGGACAUCGCAUUGACGACAGGAAUGCACAUGAACGAUAUAGGAGUUACCUUCCAAUUACUCGGCUUUGUAAGAUACGUUCCUGAUAAUGACUCCAUGAAAUUAGGUAUCUGUGUCGAUUGGAAUAGAGUUGAAAAUCAUACAAAGAGAGUUAGGAGCAGGCCAAGACUUGAAAUAGAUCCCGAAUGUUUAAGAUGGACUCCUCUAUUGGCACCGACGGUGAAUCCGUUCCGAUCACCAGAGGAAGGGUCGGGUGAUCAAGAAACGGAAAACGACGAGACUGAAAUGAAAACAGAAAGUGAAGAAACCGCAACAGAAUCUGAGGCUACCACAAAUAAGUCGGAAAUGAAAUCUAAAUCUGAAAAGGAUUUGGAACCUGUUGAAGUGACGUCUUCUGGUAGGAGACGAACGCGCCCGCUUAAAUAUAGUGAAACGACUUAUCAAACCACUCCCACUAUUAAUGAUGGUGCUCGGAAACGGAAACGGGAUGUCAUUAGAAAAAUCUCUGAAAGUAAUAAUGAGGAAGAAAAAACAAAGGAUGAUGAUACAUCUAGAUUUCAAAGAAGCAACAGCGUCGCUCGCAGAUCUUCGAGAGCUGCUCAGAUCAGAAUCAAUAACACUAACAGCAUGCAAAGAAGCAGGCGGCGGAGCGUCAAGGAACCUUCAUAUGCAUCUGACAGCCAGGAGAGUCAAGAGAGUAUGGAAAAUGAAAUUAACGAUAAUCCAGUUAAUAACACAGCAAAGGCCAAAACGAAAAGAAAACUUGCAUGGAGGGGCCGGCAAACUAAGCGACAAAAAGUCAAUAAAGCUAAUACUCCUAGAAGUAGUUCACCCGAGGCGAAGAAACUUAAAAUUGUUGAAAAUAAUGAGGAUGUUCCUGAUCAUAAAACAGACGAAACUCCAAAACGUACAAACAAUAUUCUAUCUGAAGCUAUUGAAAAACAAGACCAAGCUGUUAAAAAUAGAGUCGAAGACAAAGCAGAUGAUAAGGCCAAGAACUCUGAUGCUAGCUCAGAAGAUUCUUCAGGGGAGGCCGAUGACGAGAUGGACGUAGAGGAAGGCGAGGACAAGCAAAGUGUGGCCAGCAAGCCGGCUUCUCCACGGCACUUGGAAGAAAACAGCACAGACCACCACACCAGUGACAUGGAACUUGACAGUAUUCACAUGGACUCGCCAAAAUCCAUUGCUGAAAAAGAUCAAGUAAUAAAUGAAACAUCUACUGCUGAAAAACCCAACCAAGAAGAAAAUACUAAGGCUGAGGAUGUUCCUGAAGUUCGGAAUGUAAAUUCAGAGGAUAAAGUAACUACAUUAGUAACCAGUGAACACAAGGAUGACGUAAGUAAAUCAAUAGAAGGCAGGAACGGUGAAAUAGUUGACCCUGUAAAACCAACUCUCGAUGACAAGGAUACAAUAGUUAUUUCUGAAUCUGAUGACAACAACAGCCAGAGUUGUCCAUUGCCUUCUCCAAAGCCUAACAAUUUGCUGCCUCCACCUCAUUCAACUGAGAUUCAACCUCCUGUAGUUGAAGAAAGCACAAGUCCUAUUAAAAUUUUACCAGUGGUUUCUACAGAAAACUCUCAUAUUGUUAUAGAUGCUAAAAUCUCAGACCAAGUACCUAAUAACAGACCACCCGUUGAUUUAAUUGUUCCAAAAAUUCAUCACAUUGAAACAAUAGUUGUUGAAGGAGAAUCAGAUAAUUCCACCUCACCAUCGACGACCAUUUCUCCAAAGAAAAAUGAGGAUUCUAUUAUUAGUGAGAGCAAACAAAAGAAACAAGAGGAAGAAAACAAAGAAACAGUUUCUGAACAGAAGAAAUGCGAAGUCCGGAAAGAGACAGUUAUUCAACAACAAGUCACUGAAGAACUUAAGCCACCAGAGAAAAAGUCUCCUAACAAAAUAGAAGCAAUUGUUCAAAAUCUAGAUCCUAAUAGAGACUUGGUAACUAACAUAAAGAAACCGGAUCCACCAAAAAUAGAUUCGAUGGCAGAGCUUGAAGUGAGAAAUAAACCACAACUUCCAAUGAUCAGUAAGGAGAGUGACUUGCCUUUCAGAAGUGAUACCACCACCAGUAUGAGGAAAGACGAAAUUGUCAUCUCUAGAAAUGUCGUGGAGAGUAACAUGCAGACUUACCAUAAUGCUGUCAGCAACUCGAUGACGAUUCAACCUAUUAAUUCGUAUUUAAAUAAUAGACCCACUGUCACCAAGGAAUCGCAAGGGGUACAGACGGAUAAGGUUCCUCAUAAGAUAAACGAGCACAACCGUAUCAUAAAUAGUAUAAAUGAUACUCCAAUUGUAAGUAAAUGUACGACAAAAUUAGAGGUACCCCAUCCAAUUACUUCUCCGGUUAUAAAUCCAGUCAUACCGAAAAUUCCGAAUGUGACCGACAUAAACUUUCUACCGCGCUGUCAGAGCGCUAACGCCGCAGUUAACCUAGGCCUAGACAGACCCGACUUGGACACGAGUUAUACAAACAGCAAUCCAUUGCAUAACCCGUUAGCUGCCACUAUGAAUAUAAUACACGCUAAUGCUCAUGACGUUAAAAACGAUCUCAAUCAGAAGCCGAGGGAGAAAAGCAAGCUACGUGACGUCAGGGUCAACUCUGCGCACAGCAAACUGGAGAAAACUGAUAAGAAAACAUCAAAAAACGAGACUCCGAGAAGUACGCCCGAGCUAAAAAUGUUUUUUCCGGAGCACAAUGUCAACUCGCGAAAACCGGAGACGUCUGUCCCUAUAAACGUUAUAAAUAGCGUGCCCGUCACCAGCAAAGCGGAAGCCAAGCCCGCCAACGAGACACCGAAGAAACAAGAUUUUUACAAAAAGGAGAAAUCGAAUGCCGCCAAGUGCGACUCGAAGAAUAGUUCAACUAAACAUGACAAGGGCUGUCCGGUCCAAUUGAAUCUUAAACCAGAUCAAAACGAUUUGAAUAAAAUGCUGCCAAAAUUUAAGUACGAUAAUGACCAACUCAUUCCGAAAGCAGACUACACUAUGAAUCAGAUCCCCAACUACCACACCACUCAUGCUCAGUACCAGUGGUCAGCAUGGGACCCGCGGCUCCAGGGCACAUGGGAUCCCAACCGGUUCCUGGACAUGAAGAGCAACGAUAAGAACUAUUUAGACAAGUUUCAGGGUUUCAACCUUCCGCAUCUAGAUCAGAUGCAAAAGUCUCCCCAGAAACUUCCAAAAUAUGACCAAAAAGAUUUCCACAACCUCGCAUACGGCGCCCUGUCGAGUGGGAUCUAUGGGGCAACCGGAUUGCCGCAUUUCAAGGAGACCAAGAUUCCCACCUCGAAAGCGGAAUGCGCUCAGAAAUCUGAGUGCAAGCCAAGCAAGCAGUCGAAAACGACGACGGCUUGCCAGACGCAGUGCGACUCGAAAAAGUCUCAGGCCCAGGCGCAGAGCGCGGCGGAGGCCCAGCUGAAGCAGAUGAUGCAACGGCAGGUGAACAAGCAACAGGAGGUGGCGACGAGUUGCGCGGAGUUCAGGCAGCAGAGUCCCCAGGUGCUCACCUCGCCCGGCUGCAAGACGCCCUUCAACCAGAACGGGCCCUGCGGCCAAGAGAAGACGGAGAUCGAGAAGAAAUCGCGACAGCAAUCGAAGAAAGAGGAAUCGUCAAAAGACAGCAGCAAGGAGGAGAUGUGCGAGGCGGUGAGCCCGGCGCUGCAGUCGAUGGGCGUGUACACUCCGGACUCGACGAGCAACUCGGUGCAUUCUGUGCAGUACCCCGCGUGCGAGCUGGACGUGAGCCAGCUGGGGCUGGAGUCGCCCACCAGCAUAGGCUCCGAUCUCGCUUCGCCUUGCUCCAUGAUGCACAUGCACCCCGCGCCCAGUCCGCAGUACCCGCACUCCUCUAUACACAUACCCUCCAUCAUGGCGCAGACCAACCAGCCCGCCAAGCAACAGAAGAUCAACAAUCGAAACAGGAGCGGUGCGCAGAGCGGGGCCGGCGCGGACAGCAAGGCACUGCGCGGCGCCGCCACACCGCCCGCACGGCACCGCGCCACGCCGCCACACCAGGCACACGGUGAGCUCAACUUUGUGGGGGGCGGGGCGAUGCAGGGCGGGGGCGGGGCGGGCGCGGGCGGCGGUUACCAGGGCGGGUACCUCUCGUUCCAGCAGCAGCAGCAAUACCACGGCGGCUGGGCACCUUCAUGUUCGCUCACGAAGCUGCAGCAGAUGGCCGAGGCGCCGCAGCACCAUCCGCCGCACACGCCGCCCGCUCCAAAUGCACCGCAGUACGGUCAGCAGUCGGGCACGCCGCCGGGCGGGCACUACCACGCAGCCAAGUACUACACGCCCGCACACAACCAGCUCGAGUCUCCGAGGAACGCGAGGAACGCACCAAGUAAUCUGAGUCCGAUGCAGCACAUGCAGAUGGCGCCGGGGUCGCGCAUGUCACCAAACAUCAACACGCACAUCAUCAGUCAGUACGGACUGAAUGGGUACCGUGUGCCUCCGCAGCAGCAGUUCAACAAUCUGCAGAUGAUGAACGUGCAGCCAGGUGUUCAGUAUGGUGGUGCAGAUCCUCGUGCUCAGCAGCCCAACGUGUACGCCUAUGCCGGAUACAUUAAUCCGCCACCUCCACCUCUCGCCAUGCAGACCCUCAACUCCACCAUGCGCCGGUAGCGCCCCCACACUCCACAGACCCAUCAAUAAUAACUAUAUUUAUAUAUUUGUCAAACAUUAUCGGUUAUCUUUAUUUUAUUUUAUCUUAAUUUGGAUGAUCACUUUUCCG
This is a messenger RNA of Papilio machaon (common yellow swallowtail), 8104 nucleotides long. RefSeq lists its product as uncharacterized. Gene Ontology annotation, molecular function: DNA binding; histone acetyltransferase activity. Bases 610 to 7995 code for a protein of 2461 amino acids. Gene Ontology annotation, cellular component: MOZ/MORF histone acetyltransferase complex; nucleosome. Gene Ontology annotation, biological process: nucleosome assembly; regulation of DNA-templated transcription. Lineage: Eukaryota; Metazoa; Arthropoda; Insecta; Lepidoptera; Papilionidae. The record is from RefSeq and is a predicted model, not a curated record. The transcript has 11 exons.